Acanthosepion pharaonis is the source of this 633-nucleotide messenger RNA. NCBI's taxonomy places the organism in Eukaryota, Metazoa, Mollusca, Cephalopoda, Sepiida, Sepiidae. The record is from the annotation of a GenBank genome assembly.
AUGUCCACUUGCCUCUUUUGCCAGGACCCUCUUUUUGUGCAAAAGUAUUUUCUUAUCUAUCUAUCUAUCUAUCUAUCUAUCUAUCUAUCUAUCUAUCUAUAUAUUGGCUUGUCAGUUCGAUUCGAUACUGACAUGCCUGCGGAAUCAGAAUUCCAAUCAUUAUCGAUAGAUUUAUUGACGCUCUCUCUUUCUCUCUCUCUCUCUCUCUCUCUCUCUCUACUAUAUUCAUAUCUAUCUAUCUAUCUAUCUAUCUAUCUAUCUAUCUAUCUAUCUAUCUAUCUAUCUAUCUUAUUUAUUCAUAUCUACUUAUAUCUAUCUAUCUAUCUAUCUAUCUAUCUAUCUAAGGACAGAAUCAAUCAAUCAAUCUAUCUAAGAACAGAAUCUAAGAACAGAAUCUAUCUAUCUAUCUAUCUAUCUAUCUAUCUAUCUCAGUCUAAUCAAUCAAUCUAUCUAAGAACAGAAUCUAAGAACAGAAUCUAUCUAUCUAUCUAUCUAUCUAUCUAUCUAUCUAUCUAUCUAUCUAUCUAUCUCUUCAUAUCUACUUCUAUUCAUAUCGAUCUAUGUCACGCUCGCUCUAUUCAUAUCUACUCCAGUUACUAUCUAUCUCGGUCAUUUAAUGUCUAUCCCAGUUAA